Molecule: messenger RNA, 915 nt
Organism: Naegleria lovaniensis
Lineage: Eukaryota; Heterolobosea; Eutetramitea; Acrasida; Naegleriidae
Exons: 3
Coding region: 1-915 (304 amino acids)
Biological process (GO): alpha-tubulin acetylation
Cellular component (GO): microtubule
Molecular function (GO): tubulin N-acetyltransferase activity
Source: RefSeq, a predicted model, not a curated record
AUGGAUUUUGGACAUUACAACAUUCAAAGGAUUGCAAAGAUGAUUACUCCUCUCAAUGAAACUAGUGGUGGUAAUAACGGAGCGAUCGAUGAUCCAAACAUAUCUUUAUGGAACAAGACAAAUCUUGGUUUGCUGAAAACUAAAAAACCCGAGUAUUAUAAUGUCAUAUGCUCCGUCAUUGAUAAGAUGGGAGAAGCCUCAGCAAAGGCCCAAUCUCUGCCGUAUGCCAUCACUACUUCGGCCAAAGUUCAAUUUAAUGACAACAAUUUGUAUUUGUAUGCGAUCGAGAAUAAGGCAAUGGGAAUCAUCAAAGUUGGAAAAAAGAAGCUUUUUUAUCGGAAUUUGUCUGGAGAUUUUAAGGAAAUUGAACCAUUGUGUGUUUUGGACUUUUAUGUGAGCGAAUCCUGCCAAAGAAAGGGCAUUGGUAAACUAUUGUUCGAGACAAUGACAAGCUUGGAAAACGUCACGGCUGAAAAGCUUGCAUAUGAUAGACCUUCUCCAAAAUUAAUAUCUUUUCUUAGAAGACACUAUGGCCUUUCCGAUUACAUUCCUCAAAGUAAUAAUUUUGUAAUUUUCAAGCAAUACUUCACAAACAAGCAAAAUAGUGCAAGCUCGUCACCACCAUCAAAGAAGGAUGUUUGUAACAACACAUCUUCCAUUGAGGAUGAUACUCAGAAGAGCUCAGUGACAUCAAAUCUUGGCCAAUCACAGCCAACCACUUCCAAGUUUUUCAACAACACCUCACAACAACCACAAGAGUCAUUCACUUCCUCAAUUUGUUCUACACGAGGAGCCCAAUACAAUCCUAUCACCAAUCAAUACAAGGCGCAAGACAUUAGCAAUUUAAAUUCCACCCAAAAACGAACAGGAAAGAAAAUAAUUGCUCCUCCUACUUCAUCCAUUAGUUUUUUCUGA